This is a messenger RNA of Sceloporus undulatus (fence lizard), 2424 nucleotides long. Its product is annotated as vomeronasal type-2 receptor 26-like. Gene Ontology annotation, biological process: G protein-coupled receptor signaling pathway. NCBI's taxonomy places the organism in Eukaryota, Metazoa, Chordata, Lepidosauria, Squamata, Phrynosomatidae. The record is from RefSeq and is a predicted model, not a curated record. Gene Ontology annotation, cellular component: membrane. Gene Ontology annotation, molecular function: G protein-coupled receptor activity. The transcript has 5 exons. Bases 1 to 2424 code for a protein of 807 amino acids.
AUGCUACCCAAAUACUACCACCAGAUUCUUGUGUUUGCAUUUGCCAUGGAAGAGAUCAACAAAAAUCCCUAUAUCUUACCCAACCACACACUGGAAUACAUCACCAUUCAAAAUGCUUAUAAUCAAAUGGGAACAAGUUUUGGGACCAUGAGUCUCCUUUUCACCUUACGGGGGAGUCCUCUUAACUACAUGUGUAACAGAAAAUACAAGUUAACAGCCAUCAUUGGAGGACUUGGUGCUCAUAAUUCCAGGCAGAUGCCCCACAUCUUAAACAUCUAUAAGAUCCCACAGCUGAGUUAUGGCUCCUUCGACCCUGUGUUGAAUGACAAAAUUCAGUUCCCUUCUGUCUAUCGGAUGAUCCCAAAUGACAUUCCUCAGUAUGUUGGGAUUGUCAAGAUGCUUAAACAAUUUGGGUGGACCUGGAUUGGCCUCAUUGUUUCAGAUGAUGAGAGUGGAGAAAUGCUAUUGAAGACUCUCCUUUCUCAGCUCCUCCAGAACAAUAUUUGCCUUGCUUUUAAGGAAAUCAUUCCAGCAGUGAAGGAACCCUGGAAAGGAUAUCGUGAAGGAAGACUGGAACUAAAUGCUAAAAUGGAAAGAUUAAGUUCUAUUCUCUCGUCAACAGACGCCAAUGUCAUUCUUGUUCACGGGGAUUCACAAGCAAUGGAGGGCUUACGAAUGGUUCUGUCAUUCAAUGAAUUGGAUGGAAUGAAGCCAAUAGAGAAGGUUUGGAUCAUAACAGCUCAGUGGGAUUUUACAUCUGUAUUCUAUAGUGGAGUAUUCACACCUAAAUCCUUCAAUGGUACUUUGUCCUUUACUCUCCAUACAAAUGACAUGGCAAGAUAUAAAGCAUUUCUUGAGACUUUAAAUCCUAAUCAGUCUGUCCUUGAUUACUUCACUUUAUUCUGGUCCAAUGUGUUUGUCUGUUCCCACCCUACAUACAAUAUAUAUAUACCAAAUGUAGGAAACUGUACUAACCAGGAAAAGGUAAGCAAUCUGCCUGAAUUUGUAUUUGAAAUGAGAAUGUCUGGUCAGAGCUACAGCAUCUAUAAUGCUGUUUAUGCUGUGGCACAUGCCCUCCAUGCCAUGUUUUCAUCAAAAUUCCACAAGAAGGCAAUGGGAGAGGGAAGGACAUGGGACCUUCGAAACAUCCAGCCGUGGCAGGUUCAGUCUUUCCUGAAGCACAUCCAUUUCAAUAACAGUGUUGGAGAAGAAAUAUUUUUUGAUGAAAAUGGAGAGCUGGCAAGUGGAUAUGAUAUCAUCAACACAGUUACAUUUCUCAAUCAGUCCAUUCACAGAGUCCAUGUUGGAAGGAUAAACCCACAGGCUCUUGCAGGAAAAGAGUUCACCAUUAAUGGAAGUGUCAUUACAUGGAACCACAAGUUCAACCAGAAGCUUCCCCAAUCCAGAUGUGUUGAGGGCUGCCAUCCUGGACAUAGCAAGAUCGUCCGCCAAGGGGAACAGAUCUGUUGUUAUGACUGUCUACAAUGUCCUGAAGGAAUGAUUGCAAACCAGAUGGAUGCAGAACACUGUGUCAAGUGCUCAGAGGAUCAACAUCCAAACAAGAAUCAGGAUCAGUGCAUCUCCAAACAGAUUACCUAUCUGUCAUAUGAUGAGCCCCUGGGAAUCGUUUUGUCUUCUUUUAUUAUUUCCUUUUCUCUAAUAACCCUUAUGGUUUUGUGGAGCUUCAUUCAGCACCAGAAUACUCCCAUUAUCAAAGCCAGUAACAGAAGUGUUACCUACACUCUGCUUGUCUCUCUGCUAUUUUGCUUUCUGUGCUCUUUUCUGUUCAUUGGUCAGCCCAGAAUGGUGUCUUGCACUUUGCGGCAAGUGUUGUUUGCCAUCAUCUUCUCUGUUGCCAUUUCUUCAGUCUUGGGCAAAACUAUCACAGUAAUCCUGGCCUUCCUGGCUACCAAACCAGGGCACAGAAUGCAGAAAUGGGUAGGGAAGAGUUUGGCAGGGUCAAUCAUCAUCCUCUCAACUCUCAUUCAAACAGCUAUUUGUGUUGUGUGGUUGUCUGUCUGUCCACCAUUCUUGGAGUUGGAUACGUGGUCUGAGAUUCAUCAGAUCAUUGUACAAUGCAAUGAAGGCUCCAAUGUUAUAUUCUACAUAGUCCUAAGCUAUAUGGGGCUGUUAGCUUUCAUCAGCUUCACUGUAGCCUUCUUUGCCAGAAAGCUGCCUGGUGCUUUUAAUGAAGCCAAGCUGAUCACCUUCAGCAUGUUGAUGUUUUGCAGUGUUUGGGUGUCCUUUGUCCCCACAUACCUGAGCACAAAGGGCAAAUACAUGGUGGCUGUGGAGAUCUUCUCCAUAUUAACCUCUAGUGCUGGAUUGCUGGGCUGCAUUUUUAUCCCUAAAUUCUACAUAAUUGUCAUAAGGCCUGAGUUGAACACCAGAGUUCAUUUAGUAAGAAAAACAAUAAAGAUCUAG